Messenger RNA from Pistacia vera, 402 nucleotides. Its product is annotated as nucleophosmin-like. Bases 1 to 402 code for a protein of 133 amino acids. NCBI's taxonomy places the organism in Eukaryota, Viridiplantae, Streptophyta, Magnoliopsida, Sapindales, Anacardiaceae. The transcript is spliced from 2 exons. The record is from RefSeq and is a predicted model, not a curated record.
AUGUGCUCAAGAAAUGCUUUUGCAGAAACACUAUUUGGUAUAGGUAGACCUGGCAAAACGGGUUCAGACCUGCAGGUCGGUUCGUACCUGGAGAGUUUCGGUGGUUUUGUGGAAAAUGAGGAAGAGGAAGAGGAAGUCGAAGAAGAAAAGGAGGUGAGGAAGGUUAUUGGAUCGAAAGCGGGAAAGAGUAAUUUAGGAAAUGGGGCUAAAACAUCACAAAAGAGGAAAAGGGUUUUGUAUGGAGAUGAAGAAGAUGAGGAUUAUGAAGGAGAGGAGGAGGAAGAGGAGGAAGAGGAGUUUACCCUUGAUGAAGAUGAUUGUUUGGAUGAUGAAGAGGAAUUGGUGGUCACAAAGAAGAAAAACAACAGUAGGAAGAAUAAGAAGUUGGGUAGAAAAGUCUGA